AUGAGCUUUCCGAAAAGAAAAUGCUGGGCUUUUUUGAAGAAAUUGGUUGUUGUGUUGAUUUUUGCAUGUGUUUGCAAGUCUUUAUUAAAUUUUCUAUGUUUUGAUGGUGUAUGUGAUGACAACGAAAACCAGAAAAACGUCUUCUCGUUAUUGAGCGAUGUUGUUUUGGAAGCAAACAGGUUGACAAUUGUCGAGCAUGAAAAACCUCGGUUUUCUGAGACGGUAAUUUCAGCGUCUAUUUUCAAAGGGACGACAGAAUCAAAUUUACUUAAUAAAGUGCUCAAUGUUACUGCAAUGUUGCUUUCCAUGCAGAUGAAGUCAUUAGAUUUAUGUCCAUCACAGGAUGACUUGAAAAAUGGAACUUUGAUGACUGGCAAAAAAUUUUGGGAAAAAAAAAUUUCUCUCUGUUGGCUUCCAAGUAUUUCAAGAAAAAGAAAGUCUUAUCUUGAGACGAGUCUCACCAGCAUCAUGGAAGCAAUUGCUGACAGAAAACGAAAUAAUAUUACAAUAGUUGUAUUUCUGGCAGAUCGUUAUCGCAGCAUAAAAGAACAGCAAUUAAAGAAACUUAUCAAUAAGUUUGGAAUCCACAUUUCUUCAGGAAUGUUACAAAUUAUAGAGGCACCUGAUGAAUAUUAUGCACCUCUUCACAAUCUCAAGUCUUGGACAAUUACUCCAAACUGUCAAGAGAUUAAUGACCUUGUGUGCCAUUUCAUAGGGGAUAAGAUGAACAGAGUUUUGUGGAGAUCAAAGCAAGCUUUAGAUUAUGUCUACCUAAUGUGUUUUGUUCAUACGGAUUAUUAUCUUCAGCUGGAGGAUGAUGUCACAGCAAGCCCAAGAUUCCUUUCCAAAAUUGAAGACUUCAUUCAUUCACAGAAAACCAGUUGGAUCUCUCUCAAUGUGGCUUUACUUGGCUAUAUAGGUAAACUAUAUCCAAGAAAGGAAGUUCAGAAUCUUGCUUCAUAUCUCAAGUUGUUUUAUGAUGAGAUGCCAGUUGAUUGGUUGGAACCACGUUGGAAAGAUUACAGAGGGCAGGACCCAGCUACAACUCCAGUCAUAGCUGCAUCAUUGUUCCAACAUAUUGGUCGUGUAUCAUCAUUUCAAUAUAAAGAGUGGCAAAGGCCAAAUACUUUGAAGGAAAAAAUAUUUGAUAGGUUUGAUCACAAGUAUGCAGGCCUCAACCCCCCUGCUAUAAUAUCAACUGAUCUCACUCCCAUAAGUGGCCAACCUUCAGAUGCCUACAAUAAAGGCAUUGGUGUAGGGCAUACAUAAUGUUGCUGCUGUAACAACAGGCAUACAUAGUGUUGCUGAUGUAACAACAAGGCAUACAUAGUGUUGCUGCUGUAACAACAUGGCAUACAUAAUGUUGCUGCUGUAACAACAGGGCAUAC
Xenia sp. Carnegie-2017 is the source of this 1388-nucleotide messenger RNA. RefSeq names its product alpha-1,3-mannosyl-glycoprotein 4-beta-N-acetylglucosaminyltransferase C-like. Gene Ontology annotation, molecular function: acetylglucosaminyltransferase activity. The transcript has 5 exons. Gene Ontology annotation, biological process: protein N-linked glycosylation. Bases 1 to 1269 code for a protein of 422 amino acids. The record is from RefSeq and is a predicted model, not a curated record. NCBI's taxonomy places the organism in Eukaryota, Metazoa, Cnidaria, Anthozoa, Malacalcyonacea, Xeniidae.